Messenger RNA from Vigna umbellata (rice bean), 834 nucleotides. RefSeq names its product copper transporter 6-like. Gene Ontology annotation, biological process: copper ion transmembrane transport. Gene Ontology annotation, cellular component: plasma membrane. NCBI's taxonomy places the organism in Eukaryota, Viridiplantae, Streptophyta, Magnoliopsida, Fabales, Fabaceae. Gene Ontology annotation, molecular function: copper ion transmembrane transporter activity. The record is from RefSeq and is a predicted model, not a curated record.
GGGAAAUAAACAAUUUUUUUUUUGUGUUUUUGAAAAGUAAUUAAUUAAAUUAAAUUAAGAUGGAAUGAAUUAAAUUGCAGUGUUACAGUACAAUUUGAAAUAACGUUUUGUAAUCGAGUAAUAAUAUGUAGUACCAGACUGUUGUACUACUUUCUUCCAUUGCAUUUAAUUCUCCCAACACACUCAACCACAUCUGUCUCUUCUUCACACUCACAAAUCAAUUCCAAAACCUAAGCUUUAGAUGGAUGAACACAUGCACGGGAUGGGAGGGAUGGCGUCGCCGCCGUCACCGUCGCCGCCAACCGCAAACGACACCAUGGGCACCAUGAUGCACCACAAGAUGAUGAUGCACAUGACCUUCUUCUGGGGCAAAGACACUGAUAUUCUCUUCCAAAACUGGCCGGGAGGCAAAUCGGAUAUGUAUAUCUUGGCCCUCGUUUUCGUCUUCGUCAUGUCGGUUUUCGUGCAGCUGCUCUCGCACACCCGUUUCAUCAAACCCGGUUCAAACCAUGUCGCGGCCGGUCUGUUCAAGACCCUCUUGUUCGCUUUCAGGGUUGGUCUCGCUUAUCUGGUUAUGCUUUCAAUCAUGUCUUUUAAUGGUGGUGUUUUCUUGGUUGCUGUGCUAGGUCAGACCUUGGGGUUUCUCAUUACAACAUUCGCUUUCAACAAAUCGCCCCAUGACGAGGGUUUCGAUCUUCCUCCAGUUUCUUGUUGAUUAGAUUAUCUUCUCUGGUUUUUUUUUUUAAGUUUUUCCCCCUUUUCUUAAUUGGCUGUAACAUUUGCAUAUGUAAUGAAACUGGAGGUGUUUUUUGUGUUGAUAUCUAAAUUACAUUG